Trichoderma asperellum CBS 433.97 is the source of this 432-nucleotide messenger RNA. RefSeq lists its product as uncharacterized. The record is from RefSeq and is a predicted model, not a curated record. Lineage: Eukaryota; Fungi; Ascomycota; Sordariomycetes; Hypocreales; Hypocreaceae.
AACAACUCAUCCAAGAAAAUCUACUUUUCUAACUUUUCAACUCCCACACACCUUCAAAAUGAAGACUGCCACCGUCCUCCUUGCUCUAGUUGCUGCUGCCUUCGCUGCACCCACCAACGUCGAAGAGCCUACUCUCGCCAAGCGUGGCUGCGCUGCUGGAGAUAUUUGCAUCAGCGGCACUUGCUACGUAUGGAGCUGCGGCCCAGUCGGCUGCUCUGUCGGUGGCAGCCUCGGUACAAGCUGCUAAAUUUGAAAAUGGACCAUGAAAUGAACGGAGGAGGACAAAACUCGAAUACUGGGUCAAUGUGCCUGGAUCACAUAUGAACACUGUGGUCUCAGAGUGAUUCGGGAGGAGGGAUGGAAGUAUAUUAAAGGGAGUUUCUAUUAUGAGUUCCAUAGUCCCAGAUAUCCACCGAUAAAUCUAAGUAUUCC